Molecule: messenger RNA, 3116 nt
Organism: Anopheles stephensi (Asian malaria mosquito)
Lineage: Eukaryota; Metazoa; Arthropoda; Insecta; Diptera; Culicidae
Gene: p115
Product: general vesicular transport factor p115
Exons: 2
Coding region: 153-2792 (879 amino acids)
Biological process (GO): transcytosis; intracellular protein transport; vesicle fusion with Golgi apparatus
Cellular component (GO): Golgi stack; Golgi membrane; cytoplasm
Source: RefSeq, a predicted model, not a curated record
AAUCUUGCCACCGAAAAUAUUGACGUGUACCAUUCCUCGGGCAGCGAACGGAAAGCAAGUUGUGGAGUGAAAAUUAAUAGUUUCGCUUGAAAGUGUAGCAGGGCAGUUAGUGGGUGGGAGGGGUCUGCUGUCCAUCUCCUAGCGCCACCAGGAUGAACUUCCUCAAAAGUGGCCUGCAGACUGUGCUCGGUUCACAGCAGCCGAACCAAGCACCGAGCGGUGCCGAAACGGUGGAACUGUUAGUGGAGCGAGUAACAUCGUCCACCUUGCUAGAUGACCGACGGGAUGCUUGCCGGGCGCUGAAAGCGCUGUCGAAAAAGUAUCGCAUCGAAGUGGGCAUCGGUAUGAACGCGAUGUUGCAGGUGCUCGAGACGGAUCGCACGGAUUGCGAGAUCAUUGGCUACUGCUUGGACACGCUGUGCCAUGUGACGUCACCGGAGCAGUUCGACGAGGAGCAGGACAAUCCGAACGUGACGGCUAACAUCGGUGAACAGUUUACGGAAAUUUUCAUCAAGAACUCCGACAACGUGUGCCUGGUGCUGGGCUGCCUGGAGGAGUACGACUUCCGUGUGCGGUGGGCAGCGAUCAAGCUGCUCACCAAUCUGCUCGCUAACCGACCAAAGGAAAUACAGGAGAUAGUGCUCGUCAGCCCGAUGGGCGUGUCGAAGAUGAUGGAUUUGCUGAUCGACAGCCGGGAGGUGAUACGGAACGAUGCGCUGCUGCUGAUGAUACAGCUGACCAAGGGAAACGGUAACAUACAGAAGAUUGUUGCGUUCGAGAAUGCGUUCGAUCGGUUGCUGGACGUGAUCAAGGAGGAAGGUUGCUCGGACGGUGGUAUCGUGGUGGAGGACUGCCUCAUACUGAUGCUGAACCUGCUGAAGAACAAUCCCAGCAACCAGCAGUUCUUCAAGGAAGGAUCGUACAUUCAAAGGUUGGCUCCGAUGCUGGAGCUGUCCACUGACCAAGACCAAGCGGGGAUGAGCCCACAGAAGGUUUCCAAUCUGCACUGUAUGCUGCAGGUGGUAAGGGCGCUUGUGUGUCCCAGCAAUCCCCAGCAGGUCAUCAGCUCAUGCCAGAAAGCGAUCCGAAGUUCCGGAUUGCUGUCCGCAAUCUGCAACAUCAUCAUGGCGAGCGGUGUGCCGCCGGAUUUGCUGAUCGAGACGAUCAACACGAUCGCGGAGGUGAUCCGGGGCGAUGGGCAAAAUCAGGAUUAUUUCAACUCGUUCGUUGCACCGUGCGAUCCACCCCUGUCGGCCAUCGUGCUGCUGCUAAUGUCGAUGGUGAACGAGAAGCAACCGCUCUCGUUGCGCUGUGCCGUACUCUACUGCUUCCAGAGCUAUCUGUAUCGCAACGAAAGUGGCCAAACAUCGCUCGUCAAAACUCUGCUCCAGUCUUCGGAGCAAUCGACCGCCAUCACCAGCGGCCAGCUGCUCUGCCGCAGUCUGUUCAGUACGGACCCGCUGUCGAACUGGUUUGCGGCCGUCUCGAUGAGCCACGCGCUGCUGGAAAACCCGGCCCAGAAGGAGCAGCUGCUGCGUGUGGUGCUGGCCACCUCGCACACCAGCAAGCCGGUCUCGCUGCUGGAACAGUGCAACCAGCUGCUCCAGCAGGCGCACUGCAAAUUCCAGAGCAAGGUCGGUCUGCUGAUGCUGCUGUCCGUGUGGUUGAGCCACUGUCAGCUAGCGGUACGUACAUUCCUCUCCAUCCCGGGCACGGUCGCCUACCUGACCGGGCAAAUAUCCGCCAACGAGCACGGCGACAACGAGUAUCUGGUGCAGGGCCUGUGCGCCUUCCUGAUGGGCAUCUGCAUCCAGUUCAACGAUAACAGCGUGCAGGAGCAUCAGCGCGAGUUCCUCUGCCAGCUGCUGGUGAAACGCAUCGGGCUCGACACGUACAACAAAAAGCUGGGCGAGGUGUCCAAGCACGAAAACUACAGCAAAUCGGCCAAACAGCCGCAGAUACGCAUUGCGGCCACCACCGAUCUGCUGUUGGAUUAUGAGUUCUGCCGCCUGUUUAAAGCGCUCGAAGCGGUCAUCACGAAAACGGUGAACGGGUUCAGUUCCGGGGGAGAAAACAUCACCGAGCUUACCCUCAGCCAGGAAGCGUCCGGUCUGGUGGCACAGUACAAAGACAUCAUCCGGGAGCAGGAUGCGCGGCUACAGUCGCUCCAGCAGCAACUCGCGCACACCGAAGCGAAGCUGCACGAGCUAACCGGUGCGCUGGACCAAUCGCAAACCAGCAACCGCCAGCUGCAGGAUCAAAACAUACUUCUCAAGGCACAGCUCCAGGCAGCGUCCGACCUGCGUCAGCAAACCCUUUCCUCCUCGGCCUCUUCCCCGCUCCACCUGCUGCCGGCACAGGGCGAUCGGCAGGAAGCGCUCGAGAAGCGGCUUUCCCUGCUGACGCUCGAACAGCAGACGGAUCGUUCGAAGAUCGCCUACUACGAGUCGGAAAACAGUCGCCUACUGAGUGAGCUGGAGCAGCUGCGAAUGCGUGUUGCGGCGGCCGAAAGCAAAGCGAACGAGUCCGGCACCGAGCUGGACAAGCUGCGCAAGGACCAGGAAGAUCUGCUGGAGCUGCUGACCGAUCAGGAGAGCAAGAUGCAACGCUACCGGAUGGAGCUGAAGCGGGCGACCGGCCAAUCGUUCGACGAGGACGACGACGAGGACGAUGAGCUGCGAGCGAUCGAGGCAAACGAUGGCGAGAGCGGCAAGGAAACCGAUUCCACCAAUCCUACCACCACCACCACGACCAACACCUCCUCCAACUAUCCGGGAGGAUUUGUGUGUUAACUAGCGCCAUAAUCGGUUUUGGCGUUCUUUCGUAUUAUUUUCGCUUCUAAAUAGCCCCCUCCGUCGCACACACAUACACUUUGGCCAAUGCAAUAUAGCGCGCCAAUAGAGCUGCUUUUCGAUCACAAACAAAUCGCGAGAGGUUCUGGGUUUUUUUGCUACACUUCUUCGACAUGAUUUUACCCGUAACGCGCGAUAGAGGCCCGGCUCAACAACUAUUCAUCUGCCCUUGUUUAUGUUUUAAGUCAUGUUAGCGUGUUCUUCAAGUUUAGUAAAGUGAAUGAAUAAAAUGUCACUAAGGCAAAUAAUUAUUUGUAUGCAAAA